AUGUUAAACAUUGCUACAGCCAUCACCGGUGGCAGUGAUGCAAUUGGCAACGGAUUAGCGUCUUUCAAGGAGCGACUGUCUCGUCGCUUGCUUAUCGGGUUGACGUGUCAGACAAGGAAGAAUGGCUGUUCCCGCGUGACAAUCAAUGUCAAAAGAUAUUUCUAUAGGAUGUGCAAAUUGUCAGCCGUCAAAACUGCGCGCUACCACAAGAACUAG
Babesia bigemina is the source of this 216-nucleotide messenger RNA. RefSeq lists its product as hypothetical. The record is from RefSeq and is a predicted model, not a curated record. Bases 1 to 216 code for a protein of 71 amino acids. The transcript has a single exon. Lineage: Eukaryota; Apicomplexa; Aconoidasida; Piroplasmida; Babesiidae.